GCAGCAGCGGCGCGGGCGGGACGCGGACUAGCAGCGGCCGCCUGAGCAGAGCCCGCGCCACAGUCGCCUGAGGGGAGCUCGAGCCGCCGCUGGGGCGAUGCUGGAGGAGCCCGAGUGCGUGGCCCCGGGCGUUCGGGGAGCGGCCUCAGCCAUGGACUGCAAAGACAGACCGACUUUUCCAGUCAAGAAGUUAAUACAAGCUCGCCUGCCCUUCAAACGCUUGAAUCUGGUCCCAAAGGAAAAAACAGAGGAUGAGGCUCUGGCUGCCCCCCCGCACAGUGACACCUCUAACCUGGGACCCUCGCUGGACACUUUGGAGCAUGAGUGUCGCCUGUCAGCUGACCGAGAUUUUCAGCCCAAACUGGUCAAUGGCAAGGGACCCUUAGAUCACUUUUUAAGAGACAGAGACCGAAGCAUUGUCAGCUCGACCCCUGUCAUCAUUGACCUGACAGAGGACUCGAAUGACCAAGCUGACAUUCCCAUGACCCACAGUAAACUGAAUGAAGACGCCUCGACCUCAGAGGAGGCGCCCAGUGACAUACGAGAACCCAGAGAUGACGAAGACAAGAAUGACAACAGCAAAACUGAGGAGGUGCCCCAGGCCAGUGAGGAGGGUGGGUUGAUAUCUGCCGAAGACUCCCUUUUGGACAGUCCCUGUCACACCAAGGAUGAGGUGGCAGAGGCGACCGUGGGGGCUGCUGGCCCGUGGAGUGCCGGGAGGAGCGGGCCAGCCCCGGAAAGCUGGCACCUAGCCUGCCAGGAUCUAAUACCCGGUCUGAGCAUCUACCCCCAAGCCGAGCAGGACUGCUGGCGCCGGGCUGGCAACAUCCUGUACAAAGAGGGGCGGCUGCCCGUGGUGGUCUUACGGGAUGUGCUGGCCUCGGGGCCUCUUCCUGUCGCCUUACCACUCGGGGCCCUGCCAGAUGUGGGCGAGCGCUCUGAGAGCGAGGUACCUGACUCAGGCCCUGAAGACGACUCUGUGCUCAGCCAGUCCUCCCUGAGCUCCUCCUCCUUGACCGCCAGCUCUCCCGAGGCGCUGGCUGCUCCCUGCAAGGAGUCCAGCAGCCCCCAGCACCCCCCCACCAGCACGCCUGUGAACAGAAUAUCUAAGAAACUGGUCCGAGACUCUGCAGAGAAGAACAAGAGAAGAUUGCAGAGAGACAAGGAACGUCUAGGCAAGCAGCUGAAGUUGCAGGCAGAAAAGGAGGAGAAGGAGAAGCUGAAAGAGGAGGCCAGGCGGGCCAAGGAGGAGGCGCGCAGGAGGCGGGAGGAGGAGAAGGAGCUGCGGGAGCGAGAGCGGCGGGAGCGCAGGGCCAAGGACGAAAGGGAGCGGGCCGAGAAGCAGCGGCGCCGGGAGGAGCGGCGCAAGGAGAAGCAGGAGGCGCUCGAGGCAAAGCAGGAGGAGAAGCGGAAGAAGGAAGAGGAGAAACGGUUGCGGGAAGAAGAGAAGCGCAUUAAAGCAGAGAAGGCGGAAAUCACUCGAUUCUUUCAGAAACCAAAGACCCCAGCAGCCCCCAAGACCCUGGCUGGCUCCUGUGGCAAGUUUGCCCCCUUCGAAAUCAAAGAGCAUAUGUUCCUGGCCCCCGUGUGCCGGAUGCCCUUCGACCAAGACCUCUGCGACCAGCUUGACCGGCUUCUGCAGCAGCAGAGCAGCGACUGCUGCUUCCUGCAGGAGCUCCGAGCCCGGCAGCCCCUCAGCUCCGGUGCCACGGUGCUGUCCACCCGGAGCACAGAACUUUCCAACAGUGACGUGGUCAUUGUGGAGAGUGGCAAAGUGGACAGCGUGCCCGAGAGGAAGAAGUUUGGCCGCAUGAAGCUCCUGCAGUUCUCCGAGAAUCACCGGCCGGCCUACUGGGGGACGUGGAACAAGACAACGGCCAUCAUCCGCCCCCGGUGGCCCUGGGCCCAGGACAGAGAUCUCCUGGACUAUGAGGUAGAUAGCGACGACGAGUGGGAAGAGGAGGAGCCGGGCGAGUCCCUGUCCCACAGUGAAGGGGAUGAGGAUGAUGAAGUGGGAGAAGAUGAAGAUGAAGAUGAUGGCUUUUUUGUGCCCCACGGGUACCUGUCUGAGGACGAAGGAGUAACUGAGGAGUGCGCUGACCUCGAGAACCACAAGGUUCGCCAGAAGCUAAAGGCCAAGGAGUGGGACGAGUUCCUGGCCAAGGGGAAGCGCUUCCGGGUGCUGCAGCCCGUGAAGAUUGGGUGCCUAUGGGAAGCCGGUGGGGACCAGGACACUUCGGAGCAAGACUUGAAAGUGCUACAGCAGUUCCGGGUCUGUCCGCUGGAGAUGGCACCCCUGGAGGAGGAGCAGGUGUCCAAGGCCUCCCGGCGACACAAGUGGGACCAGCAGAUCUUGGCCCAGCUGCUCCCACUGCUGCACGGGAAUGUGAACGGGAGCAAAGCCAUCAUCCGAGAGUUCCAGGAGUGCUGCCGCCGAGGCCUGCUGGACAGGGACUCGGGCAGCCCUGAGAGCAGCCCCGGCUCCUCCCGCCCGCAGACCCCCACCACCACCACCGAAGACACAGCCGUCCCGUCCAAGGCCCUGCUUAAGCGACUCAUCUCCGAGAACUCCGUGUAUGAGAAGCGGCCUGACUUCCGCAUGUGCUGGUACGUGCACCCGCACGUGCUACGCGCCUUCGAGCAGGAGCACCUGCCCGUGCCGUGCCAGUGGAACUACGUCACCAUGGUGCCCGCAGCCUCCAGGGAGGACACUGGCAGUGUGCCUGCCGCCGGGCCCAGCCAGGGGACAGCCGUGUCGCUAAAGAGAAAGUCUACAAGCAGCAUGUGCAUCACGCAGUUCAUGAAGAAGCGUCGGCACGAGGGCCAGGUGGGAACUGGGGACCUGGACGGUUUCCAAGCGGACACGGAGGAGGAGGAAGAGGAGGACGGCGCCUGUGUCAUCAUGGACAUCUCAGACGGUGGGGAGGCCCCGGCCCCGACUGGCAGGCCAGGGGUUGGGGACAGCGGUGAAGGCCCCGCUCCCGGCAGCCUGCUGGGCGCCUACUGAACACAGCGGCCGCCCAGCCCCACGGAGGCGGCUCGGAUCCUUGACCGCCCCCGGCCCCGUGUAAAGAGCACUUUGUCCUGCUUUGCGGACCUUCCUGGCCUUCCAAGGUCUGGCGAGUUUGAUCUGGGGUGCCGUGAGCCCUUCCUUUCCUUAUCUGUAUAAAAAAUAUCCUGUCCCGUCCCCCCCAGAGCUGCAUAUGAACCUGCCCUUCGGUAAAGCAUUAUGGCGAUGAGAUGGCACCUGCGGGGGAGCCCUGGCCAGCCCCCCCACAGGCACUGUGGUCUGAGGCUUGUAAAUGAACCAGAGCUCUGUCGGCCAGGCUCCGGGCCCGCGAGGAGGGUGUAUAAAGUUGU
Messenger RNA from Sorex araneus (European shrew), 3360 nucleotides. It is a transcript of the gene CHAF1A, whose product is annotated as chromatin assembly factor 1 subunit A. Gene Ontology annotation, biological process: nucleosome assembly. NCBI's taxonomy places the organism in Eukaryota, Metazoa, Chordata, Mammalia, Eulipotyphla, Soricidae. The coding region runs from base 98 to 3007 and encodes 969 amino acids. The record is from RefSeq and is a predicted model, not a curated record. Gene Ontology annotation, cellular component: nucleus; CAF-1 complex. The transcript is spliced from 15 exons.